This is a messenger RNA of Alosa alosa (allis shad), 1899 nucleotides long. RefSeq names its product leukotriene B4 receptor (gene ltb4r). Gene Ontology annotation, biological process: neuropeptide signaling pathway. Gene Ontology annotation, cellular component: membrane. Gene Ontology annotation, molecular function: G protein-coupled peptide receptor activity; leukotriene receptor activity. NCBI's taxonomy places the organism in Eukaryota, Metazoa, Chordata, Actinopteri, Clupeiformes, Clupeidae. The transcript has 5 exons. The record is from RefSeq and is a predicted model, not a curated record.
CCCGAUCUCUCGGCUAGUGCAGUGGAGCGGAUUAUACGCCGUGUGUCUCAAAAGAAAACCGUGUUCAACCCAUACAAGCCACUUCAGAUAAACAAGUGACAUUCAGCCUACAGCUGAAGCUAUUGCCCAACCCUGUCACCAUGGAGUUCGUGGCCUCAAAACUUCACAAAUUCACAGCUUUGGCCAUAACGCUAUCCCUUUACCUGCAACCCUCCUUCUCCUCCAAUUCUUUCUCCAAUAACUCCUCUCUCCCCGCCAAGUCCUCUUCCUCCUCCUCUCCAGGCCUUUCCGUCUCCCACCAGGUGGGCAUCGGCAUCCUGACUGUGGCGCUGAUCUUGGGUUUCCCCGGCAACCUGUUUGUGGUGUGGACAGUGCUGUGCCGCGUGCGCCGGCGCUCUGUCACCUGCAUCCUGGUGCUCAACCUGGCCUCGGCCGACGCCCUCGUCCUGCUGACCGCUCCGCUCUUCCUGCGCUUCCUGACCGCAGGUGUGCACGGCUGGGAGUUUGGCGGCGCGGCGUGCAAGACCGUCCACUAUCUGUGUGCCGUCAACAUGUACGCGUCCAUUUACCUGAUCGCCCUCAUGAGCGCCGACCGCUGGCUGGCCACCAGCCGUCCGUUCGUGUCGCAGCGGCUGCGCACCAAGCGGGCGCUGAUGGCCAUCAUAUUGGCGCUGUGGGUGCUCGCCUUCCUGAUGGCACUGCCCAUGCCUUUCUACCGCAGCAACUUGCAGAUUUUACGACAUAAGAACAUCUCGUCGUUCUUCUGCGUGCCAUUCCACUGGAACAGCGUGCGUCACGAGGCCUUCCAGUACCUGACCGAGACGCUGCUGGGCUUCCUGCUACCGUUUGUCCUCAUCGCCGGCUGCUACUCCUCCGUCUUCCGGCGCUUGCGCUCAGCCAUGUUCCAGGGGCGCGGCCGCGGCAACUGCCUCAUCCUCCUCAUCCUCGCCGCCUUCGCUGUCUUCUGGCUGCCCUACCACAUCAUCAACAUCCUGCAGGUGAUUGGACUGCUUAAUGAUUGGGAGUGGGGCAAGUCGGCAGCUUAAGCGGGGUGGCGCUAACGCGGACAGCGUUAAGCCUUCUUCAGCAGCAGCGUGAAUCCUGUGCUGUACGUGUUCGCCGGCAGCUCGCACAUCCGCAACGCAGGCCUGGGCUUCAUGGCGCGCCUGUUCGAGGGCACCAACUCCGACGGGACUUCGCGCAGCAGUCGCACCAGCCGCAGCUCUGUGCCUGACGAGAGCUCGGCCUUCCACAAGCUCUCGAGGAAGCUGACCGGCCGUGGGGGCGGAGGACGAGGAGGACGAGGAGAGAGUGUGACAAUCAAUGAGGAGGACACGAAGAAGAUAGCCGAGCUGAAAACCCUCAUGGCGGUUGCAGAGUAGAAUGGAGAGGCAAUGUGUUUGUGUUUGUGUAUGUGUGUGUGUGUGUGUGUGUGUUUGUGAGAGAGAGAAUGAGGAAGAGAGAGUGACAGAGAAGGAGAGAGAGGAGAACAGGGAGUGUGUAGUUGUGUGUGUGAGAGAGUGAUGUGUUGUAAGUGUUAGUGAGUGUUGAAAAGUGGCAAACUGGUAAUCUGGGUUACUUCCUGGAGCCUUGUGCAAGUGACGUUAUAAAAUAUUUUUAUACUGUGAAUAUUGUUCCUCUGGUUGUUGUGCACAUUGUAUUAUGAGAUUUUUUAUUUAAUAUCAUUGCUCUAUCAAGUAGCAUUGGAGAACAGUUUAUUUUGCUUCUUUAUAUGUAAAUAUGUACAUGCUCAGCCAUAUAGGCCUCUGAUUUGGCUUGCAUUAUCAUGUAUAAUCAUAUAACACCCAUAAUAGACUACAAUUCAGUAGCCAUGUUUAGAUUUUCCCCAAGUUGUUGUUUGACAGGAAACUUUCAUUCAAAUAAAAGUCCAAAUAAUCA